AUGCCGUUCUUCGCUGACGGCAGAAACGUCCUAUUGAGGUAUCGGAACUUCCAGUUGAACAGGCCAUCCUCGUACCUCUUAUCAAGCGAUGAGAUUGCUAAGACAGAGGAGGUGGCGGAUCUACUGCUUCAAAUCUAUCAAACACUGGCUGAAAUGAGGUAUCUCGAUCCGUUGUGCAUCAAUCCUGGACCUCACGACCUCAGCCACGUCCAAGAGACAAUGAGCAGCUACAGAAUAGAUCCUGCCAUUAUCCAUCUCUACAGCAUUUUGCCGUAUGUUGAAUGCGGAGAAACUGCGUUUUUCCAGGGAGGUCAGUUCGCGGAUUUUCGGCGAACGAGUGACGUUGAACAGGGCCGGGAUCCGUUUUAUGGUGAUCCAAGAUACGAGGCCGGUUUUGAGGAAGAGGAUGGGCCAUACAUGCGCCCAUGGGUGACCCCCCUACCUCUGAUGGGGAAUCACCAAAGCGUAAUCAUCUACGAUGUACGGCGGCACAGGAUCUGGAUCAUUGAUCAAGAAGGCUGGUCCAGUUCGGAUCCAGCGCUGGAGGGGGCGGAAAGUAUGCCGCCCGUUUCACUCAACCACAACGCCUUUGAACAUCUACCCAGCCGGCCUGCUCCAGACGUUCUCAAGGAUAUCAAUAAGUGGUAUCGCCAGCUCACCAUUCUCCCCGGCGGCGGUGAUGAUACUGGCAGCGAGUGGGACCACUACGAUAUGGAUCUGCCAUCAAUCUACAGGAACAACGGAUGGCCGGACCGCUUUGAUGGUGAUGCGUUCGAGAUUGAGCAGGCUAGAAAGUCCCGUGCCGUGUGGGCAAAAUAUGUAGCCGAAGAGCCUCUUAGGAAGCUUGCGGCUCUUCAGUCCUGGAUGGAGGGCUUUCCCCGGGAGGUUCAACGGGCAAAAGAGUCAGCUCUCAAAGCGACCUCUCAAGAGGAGAAAGAGGCUGCGAGACUUUCUCAGUGGAAGUCCGAGCACGCCCAGCAGAGAACUGUCAAGCAACUUGCGCCUGCUCGAGAAAUGGCUGACACAUUUUGUCCUGGAGGUGUCUGCCAAAGAGCAGAAGACCUACCUCUAUGGGAGUUUGAGAUGGUUCAAUCUGAAUACGAGAGUAAACAGACUCGUUUACGGGAGCUAGAAGAAGGAGGAGAAUUAUCAGAAAAGGAUCACGAGUUUCGCCAAGCACAGAGAGAUGCUAUCAUCUACAAAAGAGCGUACGAUCUGUCCAAGGCAGCAUGUGAGAAGCUAUCCAGCGAUAUUCUAGAACCUCACCUGGCUCUUGUUUGGCCAAGAGAGCCGGAUCCUAACCGCAUACAUGAUGAGAUUAACAAUAUGCAACAAUAUGUUGAUGAUGCCAGGGAGUAUCUCGCCACAGUGCCUGGAAGUGCUCCAAACACCCGAAAAACGAUCGAGCUGGACAUUGAGCAUGUUGAGGACAUGGUUGUGUCCAGGAGACUCAGUUUGUCACACCAAACUUAG
Molecule: messenger RNA, 1473 nt
Organism: Clonostachys byssicola
Lineage: Eukaryota; Fungi; Ascomycota; Sordariomycetes; Hypocreales; Bionectriaceae
Source: the annotation of a GenBank genome assembly